CGGCGCGGGGCGAUGGCGCGGUGAGGCGACCGGCAGCGGACGGUGACGGGCUGUGACGGGUGGUGACGGGUGGUGACGGACCGAGCGUCACAGUGUCGGUAUUUCCGCGUCGCCGGCCGGUACAGGACAGACCGCAGUGAUCGCGGCCACAGGUGCGUGCGUUGCGCAGCCACAAGCCGCGUGAAAGUGACGGGGCGGAGGACCAGCCUGUCCGGGUCAGGACGUGCCUGCGGAUCCCGGGUGGACGGCUGCAGUCGGCGAGGCGGGCUCGACUCGCGCUGUGACUCGCUUCGCGCGCUGCCGCGACGGCGCCUGACUCGCGACGCGCCGCGCGGCGGGGCCACCGCCGUGUGGCGGUGUUUACCGAAGAUGCGCGCCGCGCCGCUGUCUGCCGCGGCCCCUCAGUGCUGAUUAGUAUUCGGGGAUCGGCGCUGGGGCGUGCAAAAAAAUCGUUUCACGCGAUCAGUGGGCUCGUCCUGUUCUCGGUAGCGCCGGGCGCCGCCGCUCCGGGUGAGGUUCUGUCGGGAACUUCCGACCUCUGACCUGCCCUAGCCUAAGGCGGUGUCAGCAGGCAUGGCAGGGACCGGGUCAGCAUAGGUGGCCUCUAGACGUGACCGGUUGAUGAUGGAGUCCAGCUGCGAGCGAGAGCGACCGGCGCCGGAGAGAGAGCGGGAGGUGGUGGCGCCGGGCCCCCGGCAGGUGGAGCAGGAUGAGCCGUCCUCGCUGUGCGGGGAGGACGAAGGCGAGUCCUCGCUGACAACAUGCGAAGAUGAAGAAGAGGAGCCAUGUUCAAUGGGCACCUUCGUUGACGAGGAGGACGAUGAGGAGUCCUCACUGACAACAUGUGGGGACGAGGACGGCGACGAGUCCUCCCUAACCGUGUGCGACUCCGGCGGCGCCGAGACUCGCGAUAUCGAGACGGAGAAGACACGGCCGGCCGACGGCGCAGUGGGCGGCUCCUCGGAGGACAUGGAGGAGGAGGAGCGUGUGCUGCGCGAGCUGGCCCAGUCGCCGCCGCUCGUCACUGUCCUCUCCGGCCUCGAGUCUCUGCGCAGCGAGUCGGGCAUCUGCUCCUCGCUCGAGUCCAACUACCAGGAGGCGCCUGAGGAGCUCGAGCAUCUGGAGACGCGUCUGCAACAGGAGAAGGAAGCCGAGGUGGAGCGGCUGCGGCGCGACCUCACGCGCCAGAAGCAGCUGGAGAUCCGGCGCGCAAUUGGCGCCAAAAAUGAGGAGAUCCAGCGGUUGCGCGCGCGGCUGCAGGCCGACCGCGAGCGCACCGCCGGCGUCUCACCCGGUCACCGAGAGGUGGCAGGACAGUCGCAAGAGCAGGAGGUGCUCAGGUUGAAGAGUGUCAUCCACCAGCUGGAGACAGAACGAGAUGAGCUUAAAGCAGAGGCGCAGCUGUGCCGUAUCCGGGAGAAGCAGCGCGCCGCCGAGCUGCGCCGGCAGCGGCAGCAGCACGAGCGGGAGCUGCGCCGCCUGCUGGACGAGAACAAGCGGGAGGGCGUGCGUGAGAGCCGAGACCUGGCGCGCCUGCGAGCCGUCACCGAGCAGAAGGACAAGGAGAUCGCCGAGCGCGAGAAGCAGAUCUACAAGCUCGAGUGUCAAAAAUGCUACCUGGGAGAGGAGAUAUACCGCCUGACCGGUAUAGAGGAGGGCUUCUGGAGCGACCAGACCAUGCAGCGGUCCAGCCUGACGGACCGCGAGCGCGGCCUGGUGCGGCGCGCCUCCCAGCUGGGCUCGCAAGUCAGCCAGCUGCAGGUGCGCUGCCGCAACCUCAAGCUCGACAACAACGAACUGAGAACCGCUAUCGACACGGAGCUGGACGUGCCUCUGGCGGUCAGAACAAAGGCGGCAGAGACCAAGCGCGAGGCGCAGCUUCUAAAGAAGAAAAAUCAGGAACUGCUUAGCAUGACGCGCAAGCUGGAAGAGAAGGUCAAGAAGCUGGAAACGGGUUCUCAGGAGGCGCGACCCGCCGAAAAACCGCGGAUCCGGCCGCUCCGCCAGAUGCCGCAGUCCCGCGCCUGUACCCCUGGAGCAACAGCAGAAAACAGCGGGUGCGCGGGAGUCGACCAGCGGUGCGCAGCAGAAGACAGUGGGUGCGAAACAGAAAACUGUCGGCGAACAGCAGAAACCCGUUUCUGCACGUCAGACAACAGUGGGUGCACCACAAAGGGCAGUGUGUUCGGAUCGGAGAGCAGUGAGUUCCGAUCAGAAAACAGUGGGCUCGCGACAGAGAACGGUGGGCGUGGACCAAGCGACAGUGAGCGCGAGCCAGAGGACAGUGACCGCCAGACAGCAGACGCCCACUGCGCAGAAAACUUCCAGCGGCCAGAGCCGCCUGGCGUCCAGGCCGACGCCGCAGCGGACACGGGAGGCGCCCAGUGAGCUGAUGGCCCCUCAGCAGGGGGCGAGCGAGGGG
This is a messenger RNA of Pollicipes pollicipes, 2422 nucleotides long. Its product is annotated as janus kinase and microtubule-interacting protein 1. Lineage: Eukaryota; Metazoa; Arthropoda; Thecostraca; Pollicipedomorpha; Pollicipedidae. The record is from RefSeq and is a predicted model, not a curated record. The transcript has 6 exons. Bases 622 to 2388 code for a protein of 588 amino acids.